AUGGAUUUGAAAAUUGGCUCUUUUUGCCAAAGACUAGAGGGCGUCGACAGCAACAAUCAGCCAACUUCCAUCUUUACCGCCCCUUUUACAUCUCUUUCGAUCUUUUACGAAAGUUUGCUGAAAAUCUACUUCCAGUUUAAGUACUGGCAAUGCAGCGUUGGCCUUGGUUUAGUUUUCUCCAAUACUACGUUUACUUCAUAUUUGACUCGGAUUACCAAAUCUGUAUAUCGAGUAUCCGGUAAUACAAUCGAUAAUGGAGUAAAGGGUGAGCCGAUAUUAGUAUGUGCGGCAGAUAGUGUGUCUAUCACUUUUGUGACAGAAAAAGAAUUUGAAGGACAUGUUUAUGUGAAAGGCCACUAUGAUAACAGUUUAUGCCGAACAGAUGCCACUCUCAAGAAGAGUGUCAAUUUUACUGUACCGUUCUCCCUUUGUGAUGUACGAAGACAACGUUCGAGUAAUCCACGAGGUCUGUAUGUGUGCAUGACUAUCAUCAUUACAUUUCAUCCGAUGUUUAUCACCAAAAUUGAUAAAUCAUACCGUGUGAAAUGUUUUUACAUGGAAACAGAUCGUACUGUUACAACACGUCUUGAUGUUAGUUUGAACAGUGAACAGCAAAGGAAGAUUGUUGUAGUGAUCGGUGGCGAUAAGCAUCAGGUGAAAACGCUCACCAAUCGUAGCGGUGCAAUGGAUGACUAUGAAAGUGAUACAUUUUCAAACGGAGUGAUCACACAUCAAAUAGCUCUUCCAACUUGUCGGUAUCAAGUUCUUAUGGAUGGACCACAUGGUUCCCCUGUGAAAUAUACUACCGUUGGAGAGCAAGUUUAUCAUCAAUGGUCGUGUGCGGAUGAAGAUGGAACAGUUCCAGAAACAAAUUUGUACUGCACAACCGUUCAUUCAUGUGUCGCUAAGGAAGAAAAUGGAAAAGAGGUUCAGUUGUUGGAUGAAAAUGGCUGUGCUGUUGACAAAUAUUUGUUGAACAAUUUGGUUUAUACUUCUGAUUUGACCGGUGGACAACUGUCCCAGGUAUUUAAAUUCGCAGAUCAAUCAUCGCUAUACUUUCAUUGUCAAAUACGCCUCUCAUUGAGGCGUGGAAGUUGUAAGAGAACAAGUGACAGUUGUUCAGUUGGACCGACACGGAGUAAGAGGGAACUUUCCAUUUCUUCACAAUACAGCGACACAGACGAAACAGUGGCUGAUGUGUUUUCGCAGUUAAUGACGGUGUUUGAUAUCGAUGAUCCAAUAGAUACUGAUUCAUUGCAACGAUUUGAAGCAAAAGAACUGAAACAUACAACUAUUUGUUUGACACCGGUGUCGUUCAGCUUCCUGUUGACGAUCUUCACCGCAGAAUUCCUCAUUUCAACCUUAUCAGUUAUUAUCCUAUAUCGAAAAACCUGCUAUAAACAGGAAUACUGUAUAGAAUGA
Molecule: messenger RNA, 1422 nt
Organism: Cercopithifilaria johnstoni
Lineage: Eukaryota; Metazoa; Nematoda; Chromadorea; Rhabditida; Onchocercidae
Source: the annotation of a GenBank genome assembly